CAAAGCAAUUAGCAGACGUGGUGUCACGCUCCAGGGAAGGAAUUUAUAAUACGUGUAUAUGUAUCGUGUAUGUGCGCACAGACUCGUACAAACUCCACAAAGCUUUAAAGCCACCGCCACCCCAUAGCUGCUAAUAAACAUCCCCAACACACUCUCUCUCUCUCUCUCUCUCUCUCUCUCUCUCGUCUCUCUCGCUCGCACGCGGCGCAUCUCCGAAAUGGCCAAUGCAGCAUCUGGGAUGGCUGUGCACGAUGACUGCAAGCUAAGGUUUUUGGAACUAAAGGCCAAACGAACCCAUCGGUUUGUUGUUUUUAAGAUUGAGGAGAAACAAAAGCAAGUUGUUGUGGAGAAGGUUGGUGAGCCAACUGAAAGUUAUGAUGAUUUUGCCGCAAGUCUUCCUGCCGACGAGUGUCGUUAUGCUGUAUACGACUUUGAUUUUGUAACGGCAGAGAACUGUCAGAAGAGCAGGAUAUUCUUUAUUGCCUGGUGUCCUGACACUGCCCGUGUGCGAAGCAAGAUGAUCUAUGCUAGCUCGAAGGAGAGGUUCAAGAGGGAGCUUGAUGGAAUUCAGGUGGAGUUGCAAGCUACUGAUCCUACUGAGAUGGAUAUUGAGGUCAUUAGAAGUCGUGCUAAUUGAAGUUGGACUUCAAACAUAUUAUACAUCACCUUGCUGUGACGAGUUCCUCAAUUCAACUUCAUUAGCUAAGUGAAGUUUAAUAUUUCUGACCUUAUUGGUUGGUGUAUUCGGCUUCCAAAUGAUAAGCUUGCCAAGAAUUUCUCCUUUUUCUUUAAAUUUUUUGAAUCAUACUUGGUAUUGACUAGUUUGUAAUGUUAUUUGUUAUUUCUGGAUUUUAUGAUUGGACUUCGGAGUUAUAUUUCC
This is a messenger RNA of Daucus carota subsp. sativus, 880 nucleotides long. Its product is annotated as actin-depolymerizing factor 1. Bases 218 to 637 code for a protein of 139 amino acids. Gene Ontology annotation, biological process: actin filament depolymerization. Gene Ontology annotation, cellular component: actin cytoskeleton; cytoplasm. The transcript has 3 exons. Lineage: Eukaryota; Viridiplantae; Streptophyta; Magnoliopsida; Apiales; Apiaceae. The record is from RefSeq and is a predicted model, not a curated record. Gene Ontology annotation, molecular function: actin filament binding.